UCUGCCUCAACUUCAAGUGAGAACAAGAGUGAAGCAUGUAAGGGAAACACAAAAUGCCUGUGCAAACGUUUAUUGCUAUGAAUGCCUCAGGAGCCAUUGAUUUUGCAAGCGAAUGCAUUGUAAAGCGGGAAGAAAGUCAUGCAACCAUCUUACCCUGGCUCUAUCUUUCUUUGGCUCUCCUGGGCCUCCCGACCAAUGGAAUAGUUUUGAUGGAUCUUUGGAGAUCAGAGAGGACACCCUCAGUCAUCUUUACUUUAAACAUAGUCGUGUCAGACCUGAUGCUGUGCUGCAGUUUUUUCCUCAGAGUAGCAUACUACAAAAAGAAUGUCAAAUGGCAGUCUGGAAGUUCAGUCUGUAACGCUGUGGAUCUCAUCACAUUCUCUUGCUUCUACAUUAAUCUUUAUUGCAACAUGUGCUUUCUCUUGUGGACCAGCAUCAAUCGCUACGCCACUGUUGUAAAUCCAGUCUACGCUUUAUUUCGUUUCUUUAAACAUCCAAAGCCCUGCUUGAUCAUUUGCUUGUUGACCUGGUUGGUUGUGUCCUCAAUUGUGAGCGCCAGCAUGGGGAUUAAAAUGAGUUUAAGAAACAUAAAUGGGACAUGCUUUGAUCAGGUUAUCAACGGUUUCCUCCUUUAUAAAGCGAAAUUCAAAACAGUCCACAGUAUCGGUGUGGCAGGAUUUUUUUUCAUUUUGUUCUUGAUGUUGGUUAGCUAUGGCCUACUGGUCUUUCACCUGCAGCAGGUGAGGGGUGGAAGUCUGAUCAGUGCUGGAUUCGGGCCUGGAGGCGGACUAAAAGUUCGGAGGAAGAUUCUAGCCUCUGUCAUACUGUUUGUCCUUUGUUUCCUACCAUACCACAUCCAAAGAAUCAUCUUACUAAAAUCAGACGGAGGAGACUGUCAAGCAGAGUUCAGGAUCAAAACCAUCACCAUAUUUUUAGCAGCUCUAAGCUCCUGCCUUCAACCAGUCCUGCAUCUGGUGUUGCGUUUACACUGCUGUCGUGCCAAACGCAAUGCCAGGGCCAAACCCAAACCUGAGAUCUCAAAGAGCCUGGCAACACCUAACAUCAAUACCAUAAUUCUGACAGAUAAUGCUGUAAAACAAACGGAGAAAACAAAGAACGACAAAGGCGAACUCAGCAACCAACCAACACAAUAAUGAGGAAGAAC
This is a messenger RNA of Triplophysa dalaica, 1165 nucleotides long. It is a transcript of the gene gpr82, whose product is annotated as G protein-coupled receptor 82. The coding region runs from base 54 to 1154 and encodes 366 amino acids. Gene Ontology annotation, cellular component: plasma membrane. Gene Ontology annotation, biological process: G protein-coupled receptor signaling pathway. The record is from RefSeq and is a predicted model, not a curated record. The transcript is spliced from 2 exons. Lineage: Eukaryota; Metazoa; Chordata; Actinopteri; Cypriniformes; Nemacheilidae. Gene Ontology annotation, molecular function: G protein-coupled UTP receptor activity; A1 adenosine receptor binding.